Messenger RNA from Fopius arisanus, 9633 nucleotides. RefSeq names its product tudor domain containing protein (gene tud). Lineage: Eukaryota; Metazoa; Arthropoda; Insecta; Hymenoptera; Braconidae. Bases 355 to 8301 code for a protein of 2648 amino acids. The transcript has 8 exons. The record is from RefSeq and is a predicted model, not a curated record.
UGAUUACAUUCCUCAUUACGACUUCACUUCGUAAAGAACAAUGGGCGCCUAAACAAGACUUUGACAAGGGGAACAAACAGAAGUGACCGAGAAACCUACUCGAUUGAAAUCACCGAAGACCGCUAGUCUCAGGUUCCAUAUUCGUUCUCAAUUUACUCGAGCCUGGCCAAACUUGCGAAAAAAAUAACUGUCACUAAAACAAUCAUCUUGGAAAAAUCGAUAAGUUCUCAGAAUAAGAGAGAAAAAACAAAAGUGUCUAGAAGACAUUUGAAUGUUGUGGGACAACGAGAUUGUGUGGUAGAAGGUUAAAUUCUUCUUGAAGAGAAUUACAACGGUCAUCGGAAGUAGGACAAGAUGACAGUUGUUGCACCGGGCAGGGAAUUCAACAUUUACGUGACUCACGUGGACACAGAAGGACCUCUCCUUCGGGUUUGGGGUCAAGUUGAAGAAAAUGCUGGACUGAAGAUCGAGUCUCUGAUUAGGUCGAUGAAUGAGGCCUUUCAGAAUGGAUUUGGGGCCAUUCAGCGUGAUACACAAUUGAGACCAGGUAUGACUUGUUGUGCAUUUCACGAGGAUGCCUUUUAUCGAGCGAAAAUCGUGAGACCCAACAGUGGAAAUGGAACAGUAUUCGUGCACUUUAUGGAUUACGGAAAUGUCGAAACUGUGUCGUAUGAGAGCAUUAGGAUCUUGGAUAACACCCCGGAGAGCAUUCAGCUCCAGGAUAUGCCGGCUGCUGCCACAGACUUCAUCAUGGCAGAUGUCCUGCCUUUCAAGGACUCCUGGGAACCCUCUCUCGUUGAUCAUAUCAAACUCACAUUGAGGUAUAUUUACAUGCCAGGAAUUUGUUGCUCGGUUCUCAAAAACACCAAGAAGACCCUCAAGCUCUUCUUCAAUGGCGAGGAUUACGCCGAGUUCAUGAUUAAUAAGAAAAUGGCUAUUCCUGCUACCAGCGAGGAUCUGGCUAAUCUACUCAACGUACCUAUGCCACUGCCAGCAGUCCCCUCAAGCCAAUACCGCCAGAAUCGUCCAAACAUGCAGCAGUACUACCCCUCACAGUCACACCACCCCCCUCACCACCACUACCCACCCUCUGACGCCCUGAAUCACACUCAUCUCCACAACUACCACAGCAACCACAUCUACCAAAAACCGAAAUCCCAGAAUUACCAAAACUAUCCUCGCCAGACCCAAGAGAACUGGCGUCAGCAGACUCCUCAGCAACCCCUCUACAUUCCACCACGUUCUCACCCCCCCAUCUCCACGACAAACCCUCACCGCCAUCACUCCCCGAUAAAAUCCACUCCAAAAACUGCUCAAUCAAUGGUGAACAGAGUCUUGAAAUAUCGAAAAUAUCCAGUGGUAAUUUCCUUCGUGGAAGAUGGACCCCUGAAAUUUGCUGUUCAACCUGAGGAGAACCUGGAGGAGCUCGUAGCCCUGAUGAAGCGCAUAAGCUCUUGCCCUCUGAAGCUGCUGUCAGAACCCCCAAUUCCAGGAUCAGUUUGUCUGGGUCGUUACUCCAAGGAUGGUACUCUCAGACGAGCAGUUGUUCGUUCAGUAACAGAUUCAUUUCAAGCAAAAGUCUUCUACAUCGAUUAUGGCUCCAGUGAGAUCCUCUCUCACUCUGAUAUCUACGAGCUGCCCCUGGAGUUUGCUCAUCCCAACGUAUUCUCGAUAAGAUUCACUCUGAGCAGGGUGCAGUAUUUAAUCGUCAGUGAGGAGAUGAAGAGAUAUUUUCACGAACUCGUCGAGGGCAAGAGGAUGAUUCUGGAUGUGGUACCACCAGAAGACUCACCACUGAUGCAGUAUGGACACCUCUGGGAUAAUGAUAAGAAUAUCCUGGAAAUGCUGAUUGCUAAAUUUCCCGGAUGCACUGAGAAUUGGCCUGAGAGGAGACUCUUGAACAGAGGUGUCAAGAAGCUCGUUCAUGUCUGCUAUGUGGAGGGAUGCAGCAAAUUUUACAUUCAACUUGAUGACGACACGAAUACCCUGAACAAAUUGACAAGUACUCUUGAGGAGUGCAUUAAGACUGCACCUCCUGUCAAGCCUGCAUCUAUCACACCUGGAUACAAGUGCCUUGCACAUUGUAAUGUUGACUCUCAAUGGUACAGGGCUAAGGUAAUCAAGUUGUCUGGGAAUCAAGUAGUUGUUCAUUACGUUGAUUAUGGAAAUAAUGAGAUUAUAUCGACGUCUGCGUUGAGGAUCGUCGGGGGAGAGGUGCUUACCAGGAUCCCAGCAUUGGCAAUUAAAUGUGCACUCAGUGAUUUUCAAGGGAAGGAUCUUUCUGAUGACCUUGAUAAUCAGUUUGAGAAAAUGGUCAUGGAUAAGGUACUGGAAAUGGUAGUGCUCGAUCAUCAUACUGAGGGAAUUGUGGUGAAACUGUUCGAUAAGAAUGCAGUACCUACGAUGGAUUUCUUCGAGGAGAUGAAAAAGAUUCAGCAGAAAACAUUGACUGAGGCACCGGUUAAGAAUGACGUGCCGACCUCCUCUUCGAGACGUGGGAGAAGGUCCGGUGUAAAAACCCAACCCCAGGGCCAACCACAAAAGUCGAAAUCAAAAAACGUUAGACACUCACGCGAUGAAUCCGACACUUGGAAGGCCUCAGAUCUCCCAAAGAAGACGUGGAAGGACGAGGAGAACGAGCUCAAGCGUCAGGAUAUCCAGACGCAACGAAACGGGCCCCAGGAGUGGGCGAAAGCCCCUCAGAACGAUCGAUUCCCUCGAAACGAUCGACCGAGUAGAGAUCCCCCUCGCCAGGAUCGCAACGACAACCACUCCGAACGCUCUCCCCACGACUUCAACAGAUCCAACCGCUCAAAACCCUCAACUCCUCCUAGAUCAGAGCGAAACACCUCGAUGGAGAAAUCCUGGAGCGACAAAGACUCGGACACCUCUUCACGAAGUGGAGGAAGACGCGGAGAACGUCCCCCCCGAGGAGGAAGCAACAGACCCCCAAGAAACGACUUCCAAAGAUCCCCAAGGGACCCUGAGUCCAAUGAAAGCAGUUUUAGAUCCCCAAAAUCACUGAACCACUCAAAUGCUCCUCGAGGAAGAUCUCCUAGAGAUUUUGGUGGCAAUAACAGACGUCCAAGUGACUCCAGGGACUCCAGGGACUCCAGAAGACCCGCCUCUGCACACUCUCACCCGUCCAAUUCAUCCUCCAACUCUUGCUCACCACCUAAACCUCAAAAAUCUCAACAGCUGAAAAUUCCACCCCCCAAUAUCACCCUGGGAGCCAUCAAGAACUGCGAACUCAUCUACAUGGUGAGCCCUCUGGAUUUCUGGGUCAUUCUUCACCCUGAUUUUCAAGAGCUCGAGGGAGUAAUGGCGAAAAUAGCUGAGAUCUACAAAUCAGGUGGUCAGGUAAUACCUGAGACUUCUCUCAAACCUGGAACUGACUGCAUUGCUCAGUUCUCGGAGGACUCAGAGUGGUACAGAGCAUCUGUGGAGGAAGUAACACCAGCUGGUGCUAAAGUGCGAUUCGUGGAUUAUGCAAAUACUGAAGUUGUCCCUUUUGAUAAAAUCAAGGACAUCACGGAAGAGGUCUGUAAGCUAUCAGCCCAGGCAGUUCACGUAAAGCUCUUGGCAGCUGUUGAAAAGGAUUGGGAUUCCAAGGAAGUAGAGGCAUUCACAGCAGCUCUUGAGCUGAAAACCCUGGAGGCUGAGUUCGUUGGGCUCGAGAAGAAAAUUUAUACUGUUCUUCUUCGAGAAGUUGUAGACGGCGUGCCCCAUGUGCAGUACAUCAACGAGCAGUACAGCGAUGGUGUCGAUCUGGUGAGGGCUAAGGAGUUGUCUAGAAAUAAGAGUAGGACCUCAAACCUGUCGAGAAGACCCAGAUCAUCACCACCGGAUUAUGCCCUCAUCGAUCACAAGUGGAAGGAGCGUGUUGUCGAUCUUGAGGAGAGAAUUGAAGUCUUGGUGACUUGGCUCCUGAAUCCCCAUAAUUUUUACUGUCAAUCAUUAAAAGCUGAGGAUGAAUUCAAGAAGAUGAUGACUGAGAUCCAGAGGGUUUACGCUGGAAGAACACCUAUGCAGGAGCCUUUGGAGGUGGGGAGUGCUGUAAUCGCUGUUUUUGCUGAGGAUGGGGCGUUUUAUCGGGCUGAGGUACUCGAGCUCAAUAAACUCAGGGGGAAUAUCGUGAGAUACGUAGACUUUGGUAAUUGCGCCAUGGUGGAGGCCAAGAAAACAUUCAGGGUGGAGAAGCAGUUCAUGGAGAUGCCCAAGCAAGCGUUCAACUGCACUCUGAAGAAUGUUAUUCCUGUCAGUGGAGAUAACUGGGUCAAGUCCAAUUCUCAUGAGAUUGAGAAACUUUUUAAUGUGGAGAAAUUCGAGUGCUGCUUCCACGAGGUCAAGGAUUAUAAGUACACGGUGUCGAUGAUGGUGGAUGGAAAGGACCUCGCGGGGGUCAUGGUGGAGAAAAGACUUGCUGAUUUUGCGGUCUCGGCGAGUGUCCCAGAGGUUGUGGAAACUGUUGAGCCAGGGCAACCUGAGACUGAUGGACAGGUACAGGAGAACGGGAUCAGUGAGCAGCAACCUGUGAGGAUCGACAUCAGCAAGUUGGAAGGACAGACUCUCAGGGUCAGAGUGUCCAAUGUCGAAGGGACUGGACGCUUUCAUGUUUUACUACCUUCUGCUGAUCAGUGCCAGCAGGGCAUCGCUGAAUUCAUGGCUGGGAAGGGUGCUGAGGUGUUGGCGAAACUAUCGAAGCGUGAGGUGUUCCUUGGGUCAGGUUGUCUAGUUGAAACCAAGGGUGGAUGGGAGCGUGCCGUUGUCAUUAGUACCUCACGUUCCACUGGCUUUGACGUCAGGCUCAUUGACACUGGAGCCAAACUAGUGAUACCAAUGGACUGCAUGCUGGCGUUGCCACCGCAAUUGGCAGUUAUGCAGAAUCAAGCAGUCGAGUGUUACGUGAAGAAUGCGAAUUCUUCUGCUGAUAUUGACAUGAAGUUUAAGACAACUGUGGAGAAUAAGGAAGUGAUCAUUCGAGUUGAGAAUGUCGAUAAUAACAGACUCGCAGUAUCAAUCUUUGACACAACUGGCCAGAAGAUUAAAAUCACUCCUAACGAUCCGGAGGAGACAAUCUGCCCCCUCCUGGGCACCCCAAUAAUCCACUCAGUAAAUAAAGUGACAAUAUCACACGUAAAUCACGCGAAGAGCCUCUACCUUCAAAGAGUAUCUGAUAUUCCGUUGCUACAGUCACUCCUUGACGAUCUCUUCAACUUUUACUCGACGUCAGGACGUCCUCUGAACCCCCAGGCCCUCCCCCAAACACUCUGCGCAGCCCAGAGUCAGGAUGAGAACUGGUACAGAGCGAAGAUCCUGAAGAGUAGCCAGACAGGAGCCCUCGUCCAGUACCUGGACUAUGGGAAUUCAGAGCAUGUCCCCUCCGAGUUGCUGAAGGAAUUGGAACCCCAGCACAUGAUAAAACCGCACGUUGCUCUCGAGGUCUCCUUGUCAGUGAACCUGAAGGGAUCCGAAUCAGAGCAGUUCGAGGCACUUAAACCCCUCCUCCUGGACAAAGAAUUCACAGCCUCUCUCUACAACAUCCGAUCAAAAUGGAUCGUCGAGCUUGAAGACUCGACAGGCACGAAAAUAAGUCAAAUCCUGGGGUCUUCGGAUCUCCUCCAACAAGAGGAAGAGCCGAAGAAACCAGAGAUCGAUCCCUCAGAACCCGAGGAUAUGAUUGUGGGAGGAAAAUACAAAGUGGCAGUGACUCAUGCAGACAAUCCAGCCCAGUUCUACAUUCAACGUCUCCGAGACGUACCAGCAAUUGACGAUCUUCAGGAGAAACUCCAGGCAGAAGUGCCUAGCUAUUCCCACGUGGAGGGAAUCCCAGAGGAGAAUCUUUUCUGCGCUGCAACAUACUCAGCUGAUGGUUUCUGGUAUCGUGCUGAGGUCAUUGAUGCUGAUGAGGAUAUUGUGACAGUGAGAUUCGUUGACUUUGGGAAUACGGACAGCAUUACUGAUAUCAAGAAUGGAAUAAAAUACCUGCCGGAGUCGAUGAAGUCAAUCAAAAGGUAUGGGAUCAAGUGCAGAUUGGAUUUGAUACCUUCCGGUGAGGAGGACUGGUCUGAAGGGACAUGCGAGAAGUUCCUGAUGAUGGCGACAGCUGAGGAGUUCAUCGAUGCCGUUGUGACAGCUGAUGGUAAUCCCAAGAGGCUGGAAUUAUUCGUUGGAGAUGAGAACAUUGGGGAUAAACUUGUGGAGGAAAAAUUGGCAAUUAAAGUCGACGGAGUUGAGGAUAUCUUCGAUGAGAUUAUUCACAGGGAACUCGAUCCAAGAGCAGCUUUUGUCAGUCAUAUAAAUUCUCCAAGUGAGUUCUGGGUGCAGGAGGAAAAGUUUGUGGCUGACCUGGAGACCAUUGCUGAUAGAUUCGUGGUGGCUGAUAUGUUUGGGAGGAUCGAGGAGGUCCAGGAAGGAUCCCUUUGUGUUGCGAAGUUCCCUGAGGAUCAGAAUUGGUACAGGGCUAAAGUUAUCUCUCAUGGUGAUACUGGGACCAAUGUAAUUUACAUCGAUUACGGAAAUUCAGCGGUUUCUACGGAAAUCAGGCAAAUCCCUGAGGAUCUCGCUGCUAUUCCUCCUCUAUCCAGAAAAUGCUGUCUUCCCUUGCCUGAGGGAAUUGAGCAGUGGUCUGAGAAGGCUUGUGAGGAGUUUUCCAGAAUGGCUGAUGACGGUGCAACGAUUUUUAUUCUCGAUGUUAUUGAGGAGGGAGAGACUUCCAAGGUGAAGCUCAUUCUUGAAGGAGUUGAUAUAUCCAUCGAUCUGAUAGGACUCUGUGAAAAACCUGUGGCUACCAUUGAGGAGAGGCUGUCGCCUCUUGGUGAAGAAACAUCGCCAAAUGUCGUGGUGAGUCACGCUGUAUCUCCCAGUGAAUUUUGGCUGCAGGCAGACUGCAAAAUAGCAGAACUUGAAUUAAUGGCAGAGCCCCUGAUAAAUGCCCAGAGUUUUCUUCCAUUGACGACUCUAUCAGAGGGCACAAUCUGUGCAGCUAAAUUCCCCGAGGACAAUCACUGGUAUCGAGCAAAAAUUCUCUGUCACUCAGAAUCUGAGACUGAGGUACUUUAUAUCGAUUACGGAAAUUCUGCUGUUACCAGUGAACUCAGGGCUCUACCAGAGGACAUCAUCAAGAUCCCACACCUGUCCAUGUUCUCUUCUCUCAAACUUCCAGAGGACGUCGAGUGCUGGUCACAAGAGGCUUGUGAGAAAUUCAUCGAACUUGCAGCUGACGGGAUGACCACUUUCGAGUGUGUAGAGAUGGAUGAGGAUGAUCCUAGCCUCGUUAAAUUGUCUCUGAAUGGUCAGGACGUCGUGGAUAUUCUAGCUCCACUCUGCAAGAAGAAAAAACCAGCAGAUAUCGAUGACGAACUGGAAGAGCACGUCGAGAAGAUACAGAACUUGAGCGAGAGUUUUUUGGAUGAGACUUCUGACAGUUUUAUUCACAUCCAGCAGGACGUCAAGGUGGAUCAAACGAAGGAGAUCGUUACUAGAUUAGGAGAGAUGGUCUUUCAGAGUGAGAGCAUCAGUGGGCAUGUGUCCAGUAGCACUUCAGGAAUUGAAGCCACUGGAACUUCUGAUCAAUCUUCAACCAAUAUUUCUGAUAAGCUCGAUUCAUCUCCUGAUAUUACUCUUCAGAAACCUGAGGAAGGGGGCAGCAUUGGGCCAGACACUGUGGAGGGGCUCAGAGAGGAAACAUCUCUUAUGAGAAAGUUUACAGCUGUUAUGAGAGAGCUAACAGCUGAUGAUAUUGUCGAACUGUACUCUCAACCACCUUCUGAAGCACCUGAUGAUGAACUCCGUGGAAGUGAUCCAGUUUCUGAGGAAGCCGAAGCUCCAAGCGAUGGAUCAGCUAAUCAAGAAACUCUGGACAAAGGUAAAAGCAUCAGUGAAAUUUCUGGAGUGGAUUUGAGUACCAUGGAAUCUCUUAAAGACGAUAAAGAGUCCCCAACGAAGGAGAGUCAUCACUCAACCCUUCUAAACGAUCAAAUAACCUCGGAAACAAUUAAGAGUCUCUCUCAACUUGAUUUAACAGAGCCCUCUGCAACUGCAGAACCAAUUAUGGCUUGUGAUGAAGCAGAUUCAUCCGUCAGUCCGAAAAAAAUUUUGAUUAGUGACUUGAGUAAUGUGAACGUUGAUUCAGACAAAUCUGAGGAUUGCAUGGAGCCUCCAAAAUCCCCGGGAACUCCCAAGAUACUUCAUUCCGACAAACUAGUCUCUGGAGUAGUCACUGAUCAUCGAAUUCUCGAAUUCGAGAAGAGGAAUGAUGACGAAAUACUCACUCUCGAGACUGAAAACAACUCGAAGUGAAAAAUCUACUCCACCGUAUUGAAGACAUUAAAUUAAGUCUCACCCUUCCAUUAAAGGAUUAAAUUGCGGUGAGAAGUAGACUAAAAUCAUAAAUGUUAAAUAUCAUUCAUUAUUCUUGUUCCACUGAUUCCUUCUGAUUCUUCAGCUUUAUUUAGUGUAGUUGAGUUCACCACUAGUUUCUUGAGCCACUCUUAGAUGUAUGACCCAGAAUUCAAAUACCAUUUAAUUAAUCAUUUAAUUCGAUCAAUCAAAUUACUUCAAUUAAUGCAAUUAAUUAAGUUAAUUUCACUUAUUGAGUUGAAUUUAUUAUUAAAUGGUAGGGGAAGUGGCCUGAAGAUUAAAAUCAAAGACUGACAUUUUUUCAUCGAAAAGACGUAUUUCUUUUUUUCUUCUUGGUGAUUAGGUGAGUCAUGAAAUUAGUGUCAUAAAGUGGAUUAAAAGGGUUUGUCGAGGUGCUUUCUGUUAAUUUUUUUGUUCAUUUACGUUUUUUUUUUGUUUAUGGUUUACUUCUUUUUUUUUAACCCAAUGGUGUGUAGGAGGAGUGAGGGAAAAAGUCUAGAUAAAUUGAAAGAUUAUUUCGAGAGGUCUUUGUAGAGAGUACAAUUUGCAAAUUCUCUAGAUAUUUUCUGAGAUAUUUGCGAAGGAAAAGACAAAUGAGAUAUUUUUUAUGUUUGAUCCUCACUCUUGUCACUUGUCUGCGGGUUUAUUCGACUUACUCAUUAAUGAAGUCGUAUUUUUUAUUUUGAGAGCAUGAGCACGAGACGGAAAACAUGAUAGAAAGUGCCUGGAGCAUUUUACGAUAUUUAUUAACAAUUAAAACAAUUAUUAAUUAGACACUUGAAUAAGAGAAUGAGGAAGAAUCAAGUAGGUUAGAUUAUGCGGGAGCUGCAAUAAAAAAUGAUAACAAAAAAUAUUACUAGGACAUGAUUAGCACUUAAUAUACGCUAUCAUUUAUUAUGAUGAUUUUUUUUUUAAUUGAAAAUUAAUUUUUCUUGGGAUCAUUUCGGCUUUCUUCUAUUUUAUUAUUUUGGUUGGAGAGUAUUAUAAAAAAUUGUAAUACCCGACUUAUUUCGAACAAAUAAAACAGUUGGUGAUACUUGAAUUAAGUAGUGCGGUUACAAAAGUGACUAAAAAUAUUAUUUAAGUACUAAUUAAUGCGGCAGCUUUUGUUAAUCUAAAAAUGUAUAAAACAUUGAUUGGUGUAACAGGUUUAUUUAGUUCAACUUCGAGAGCAUUUCUUUAUUUUUCUUAAUUCAACCAAAGGGUUCCUUCUGCACCGUCAUUAUGAAGAUAACUUUGUAUACAGCUCAAAUAUAAAUUUUGUAAUAAAAA